AUGGUCCGAGACAUUAGUCCAGCUUCGGCUUAUGAUGGGCAAGCUAGACUCACGUCAAAUGUCGGCCUGGACAGGCCCAUACCCGAAGGAACAGAGGUGACCCUAACCUGCUCCGCUGGCAGUCCCACUGGAGGAGGCGUUCUGCGGAUUCUGCGUCGCCCUGCCGGUGGUGAAGGCAUGGACGGUUUCGAAGACCUCGCAAACUUCGCUACGCGGGUCGUGCGAGUGUCGGCCGAGCGCCCCGACAUCGCAGCCACUUUCGUGGUCUCAAGAAAAGAUGACGGAGCAGUUUUUAUUUGUGGUGAUGUUGAAACACUUGGAUUUCAAUCGCAAACGCCCUCUGCUUCAAAAACAAUGAGGAUUCAGUGUAUGAUGAUUCUCGGUUACAUAUUUUCCUAG
Molecule: messenger RNA, 399 nt
Organism: Mesocestoides corti
Lineage: Eukaryota; Metazoa; Platyhelminthes; Cestoda; Cyclophyllidea; Mesocestoididae
Source: the annotation of a GenBank genome assembly